CAGUGGUUGUUAUAAUUUUUUUUUUUUGGUUUUGGUUUUUAGUUGCUGGUUAAACUUGGUCGUGAGAGGGUAGCAGCCCCCGUCGUUAGCAGUUGCCACCCAAAAAGAAAACAACCGAUGAUCGCGCCAAAAGCAAUUGCAAUUUGUUAAUGUGAAUCUGAAUGUGAAUGUGAAAAGUGAACUUUUGGGUCGAGUGACAAAAAACUGAACACUGGCCAACAACAAAAACAACAAUAAUAAUAAUAACAACAACUAGAAGAAGAACAAGAACACCAGCAACAUUAAUCAACAAAUAUUGCAACAUAUUCUAAUGGCGCCCGUCGCCGUUGCCGCCACAACGGCCAACUCGCCGAGCACAACGAAUUCGCUGCAGGACAUGAGCGCCGCUGCUGCUGCCAUCGCCCUGGACAUGAAGCCCAAAGUCGAAUUGAUCGCGACGCCCCCGCAGAAGAUCAAAAAGCUGGUGCGUCGCAAUGCCUCCGACAAGCUGAAGCUCAUCCAGAUGGUGCACGAUAAUCCCAUUUUGUGGGACUCACGGCUGCCCAACUUCAAGGGCGCCGAGGAGGAGAAGAAUCGCGCCUGGGAGCACAUCGGCAGGGAGUUCAAUGCGCCCGGUCGCCGUGUGGCACGUGCCUUCAAAUCGCUCCGCGAAUCCUAUCGGCGGGAGCUGGGCCAUGUGAAGCAAGUCAGUGGAUUCAAGCCAAAGUGGAACCUGUAUGAGGCCAUGGACUUCCUCAGGGAUGUUAUCCGCGAGAGAAAGGGCGCUUCACAUGCCAGCGAUCUCAGCUUGAGCGCCUAUGCACAGCACUUGCACAACAACAACAACAACAACAAUAGUAAUAAUAACAACAACAACAACAACAACAAUAGCAGCAGCAACAAUAACAACAACAACAACAGCUUGCUGAGCGUUAGCAAAGCAGCAGCCUUAAAACUCAGCUCAUCGUUCAACGACUCGUCGAGCACCGUGCUGAAUCUGUCCAAGUGCUCCUCGCUGAAUCUGAGCAGCGAUGAUUACUAUUGCGAUUACUAUGUGAAGCCGGAGCUGGAUCUCUCGAGCGGCGGCGUUGGCGGUGGUGGCAACACUGGCGGCGGCGGCAGCAGCAGCAGCAGCGGUGCCAGCAGCAGCGGCAGCGCCGGCGGCGGCGGAGUGGUUGCCCUUGGCUGCCCAGUGGCCGGCCAGCCGCUGCCCGCCCAUCAGCAUGCGCUGGCGCUGGCGCAGGCAGCACAGCAGCACAAUGAUAGCCGUGUGAGUUCCACACGCAACGAUAGCAACGCUGGCCACGGAUCCCAUCAGGCGACGAGCUACGAUGAUCUGGAUGCGAGUUCGUUGCGCAGCGACGGCGACGGCGACGAGGAGGUGGGCAAUGCCUCCGAUGAGAUCGAGGAACUGGAGGCGAUCGAUGCCGACUUUCCCUAUCCCAUCAUACUCGACUCGAACUCGCCGCGCAGCAUCGGUGGCGUCGCCGAUGGCGGUGGCCAGUCGUCGACGCUGACGCGCAAGCGUCGCCGCAAUGGCGAACUGUCCGAUGAGCUGGACAUGGAUGCGGACAUCAAUGGCGGUGGGGAUGGCGAUGAUUAUGAGGAUCAAAUGCUCCAGCAGCAUCGUCAUCUGAGGCAGCAACAGAAUGCUGCCGCAGCUGCGGCCGCUGCUGCCGCCGCCGCCGUGGGUGGCAUGGAAUUGGCGCCGCCCCAAACCGUCCGCGAGGUGCUCAACUCGAAGUUCUGUGGCUUCAUCUCGGCCAAGCUGAACAGCAUGGAGGAUUCGGAGGCGGACAAUCUGAUGAAUCGCAUCCUGUUGCUGGUUGUUCAAAUGCAGCAGUGCGAGACGCUCAAAUAGGUCUAGGAAAAUGAGAGAAAUGGGA
Messenger RNA from Drosophila grimshawi, 1865 nucleotides. It is a transcript of the gene Mes2, whose product is annotated as homeobox protein 5. Gene Ontology annotation, cellular component: nucleus; transcription regulator complex. Gene Ontology annotation, biological process: regulation of transcription by RNA polymerase II. The transcript has 3 exons. The record is from RefSeq and is a predicted model, not a curated record. NCBI's taxonomy places the organism in Eukaryota, Metazoa, Arthropoda, Insecta, Diptera, Drosophilidae. The coding region runs from base 311 to 1840 and encodes 509 amino acids.